GUGGGUGGUUGUUUGGCUGUGAGCACGUAAACGUAAAUGCGUAAGCUCAGACCCUGGACUCGAGCUUUGCUCUCUCCAGCUCCCAAGGUCAUAGACGCCAGCAACGCCUCAGCCAUGCGCAGCACAAACACCACUGGCAACAACAAUAGCCAACAUAAUAAUAAUAGCAACAGCAGCUUUAACAACAACAACAACAACAGCAACAACAGCGACCGAUGAUUGCCUGAAGCGAACAAAAAUCCAUCAGAAAGCGACAGAAAGCCUGCUUAGGCGAGAGAAGUUCAGAAGAAUUAAAACCCGCCGUAAUACACCAAAGACGCUGACCAAAAAGCAUAAAAACAUAAAUAAAUAACAACAAAUUAUAUAGGCAACAAACAAAUAUAUAUAACCUGCAAACAUGUUGAUCAAAGAGUACCGUAUACCACUGCCCCUCACCGUCGAGGAGUACCGGAUUGCCCAGCUGUAUAUGAUAGCG
Messenger RNA from Drosophila mojavensis, 475 nucleotides. RefSeq lists its product as uncharacterized. Bases 37 to 219 code for a protein of 60 amino acids. The transcript has 2 exons. The record is from RefSeq and is a predicted model, not a curated record. Lineage: Eukaryota; Metazoa; Arthropoda; Insecta; Diptera; Drosophilidae.